Molecule: messenger RNA, 2155 nt
Organism: Oryctolagus cuniculus (rabbit)
Lineage: Eukaryota; Metazoa; Chordata; Mammalia; Lagomorpha; Leporidae
Gene: FASLG
Product: Fas ligand
Biological process (GO): immune response; extrinsic apoptotic signaling pathway via death domain receptors; positive regulation of canonical NF-kappaB signal transduction
Cellular component (GO): membrane
Molecular function (GO): tumor necrosis factor receptor binding
Source: RefSeq, a predicted model, not a curated record
CACUGCGCCCAGUGCUGCCCUGCUCUGCAGGCCCGAGGAAGGCGGUCACGGCUCCCUGCCUUUUCAGGUAGCGCAGCCACGGCAGCUGUGGCUCCGGGGGCUUUCAUCAGAAAGUUGUGGGCGGAAACUUCCAGGGGUUGGCUCUGAGCUUCUUGAGGCUUCUCAGCUGCAGAUAUAAGGUGAGUGGGUGUCUCUCUGAGAACCAGCAAGAGAAGAUGAGAGAGAGAGAGAGAUUGAUUGGUGUUUCCCUUGGUGUGGAAACUCUAUAAAGCGAGAGCUGGCUGUUCCUCUCUUUAGCAGUGAGCAGCAGGAGUUCCUUCUUCGACAUUGCAGCCUCCACAGGACUGAGAAGUAAAAUCCUUGGGAGUCCCUGGCUGCCAUGCAGCAGCCCUUCAGUUAUCCAUAUCCCCAAAUCUACUGGGUGGACAGCACUGCCAGCUCUCCCUGGGCCCCUCCAGGGUCAGUUCUCCCCUGUCCAUCCUCUGUACCUGAAAGGCCUGGUCAAAGAAGGCCACCACCACCACUGCCACCGCCGCCGCCACCGCUACCACCACCACCACUGCCCCCGCUGCCCCCACUGCCCCCGCUGCCCCCACCACCCCUGAAGAAGAGGAAGGACCACAGCACAGGCCUCUGCCUCCUUCUGAUGUUUUUCAUGGUCCUGGUGGCCCUGGUUGGAUUGGGGCUGGGGAUGUUCCAGCUCUACCACCUGCAGAAGGAGUUGGCCGAGCUCAGAGAGUCCUUCAGUCAAAGGCACACAGCAUCAUCAUCUAUGGAGAAGCAAACAGCUCACCCAAGUCCACCUCAAGAAAAAAAGGAUACCAAGAAAGUGGCCCACUUAACAGGCAAGUCCAACUCAAGGUCCAACCCUUUGGAAUGGGAAGACACCUAUGGAAUUGCCCUGGUUUCCGGACUGAAGUAUAAGAAGGGCAACCUUGUGAUCAAUGACACUGGGCUGUACUUUGUGUAUUCUAAAGUGUACUUCCGUGGCCAGUCCUGCAGCAACCAGCCACUGACCCACAAAGUCUACAUGAAAAACUCUAAGUAUCACCAGGAUCUGAUGCUGAUGGAAGAGAAGAUGAUGAACUACUGUACUACUGGCCAGAUGUGGGCCCGGAGCAGCUACCUGGGGGCAGUGUUUAAUCUCACCAGUGCCGACCAUGUAUAUGUCAAUGUCUCUGAGAUAUCACUGGUCAAUUUUGAGGAAUCAAAGACAUUCUUUGGUUUAUAUAAGCUCUGAUAAAAAAAAAAGUACUUUGGGAUGCCAUUACAAUUCCUGUUACAGGCACCGAGAAUGUUGUCUUGACUGAGGGUCUUCUUAGGUCCCUCUUGAGGUCAAGCCAUGAACCAUGAGGACCUGGAGACCACAGGGUCCAGCAGGUCUGCAGUUCCAAGUCUCACCCAAGGUCCAUGGGCCAGGCAGGAGGAGGAAGAUGACUGAAGAACAUAGAACUCCUGGCUGUCAUGUGAAGAUCAAAAGCAUUGAAAGGUCACUACCAGGCAUUCUACAUUCAUGUUAAGUGGCCAAGAGAAUUUCAGCACAUUUUAAAAGAUACCUUUUACCUCACCUCUUGAGGUGGGUCUACUUGCUACCUCAGCAGAGGAUGCAUUUCACGUAUUUGGUUGUUACAUGAGUGUGCAAGGGAUGGAAAAGGACUUGCAAGAUAAGCUAAAGAGACUGAACGAGUCUGAUGCCUGCUUGGCAGCAUCUUUACUUCGAAAUUAGUAGCAUGAGCUGCCAAGUGAUGCUAACAGACAAGCAAGAGGGGUCUUUUGGGGACUCAGCUCAUUCCCUACACUGCAUGUGUAUUUCCAGUGCAAUGGUAGGGGUGUUUGUGUGUGUGUGUUUGUGUGUGUGUGUGUGUGUGUCUAUGUGGGAGAGCAAGAGGGAGAGGAAGAGAGGAGUCAAAUAUGUAUGGAGUGUGAAAAUUAUGAAGUGCAUUUUUGGAAAAUACGGGUUGCAUUUGGUGGUAGAAUGCUUCUUGGCAACCAACUCUAAUAGUCCUCAAAAAUCUCUGAUGGUCAGCUGCUGCUGAUGUUUUUCUUUAUAAGCAAUAUUUAUAUCCAUUCUGUAUAUUUUAAUGAAAUAUUACAUGGAGUAAACCUACUUUAGAAUAUAGAUAAAUAUGAAUACAGUUUUUGGAAAUCACUAAAA